CGGCGCCGGCAUUCGCGCGCCACGCGUUCGCAGCGUCUGACGUGUGUCACCGUGUGCGCCAACCGUGAUCGUCUCCCGUGACACGGCGUGCGUCGCUCGCCGUCACCGCGCACAAUCUCGUGUAAAAAUAAAGCCGGCGACAGACGGCGGAGCACCAAGUUAUAUUUAAAUGAUAGCGACCGGGAUCGCGGCCGCACUCCGACGCCAUGAGACUAAGUCGGGGCCUCCGAUGCGAGUGCGGGGGCGCUAGCGCGUGCCCGGACGGCGCAGCGAACGGCACCUGCGUCACGCAGCCCGGCGGCUACUGCUUCGUCGCUGUGGAGGAGGUGCUCGACGAGAAUGGAUUCGUCGUGCUCGACAGGACCUCGGGCUGUCUGCCGCCGGACGAGUCGGGGUUCAUGCAAUGUAAAAGCUCGCAAGUGCCACACCAGCACCCGAAGGUGAUCGAGUGCUGCUACAAUGAGGACCUGUGCAACCGGCGCCUGCAGCCGCGCCUGCCGUCGCCGCCGCCCGACGCGACCGAGGGCCCCGCGCUGCGCCCCGCCGCGCCCUCCAGCCCCACGCUGCUGGUAGCAGUGGCGCUUUGCGUCGCGCUUGUCGCGUUCGUAGUGGCGUUCUUCCUGUUGCUACGGCGGCGCCGGCGCGGCUGCAAGCGGCCGCCUUCACCACCCGCGCCGGCGCAUCUGCAAGAGAUCUCCUCUGGCUCCGGGUCCGGCUUGCCCCUCCUCGUCCAGAGAACCGUCGCCAAACAGAUACAAAUGGUCGAAUCUAUCGGCAAGGGACGCUAUGGCGAGGUGUGGCUGGCGCGGUGGCGCGGCGAGAAGGUCGCCGUCAAAGUGUUCUUCACCACCGAGGAGGCGUCCUGGUUCAGAGAGACUGAGAUUUACCAGACGGUGCUGAUGCGCCACGAGAACAUCCUCGGGUUCAUAGCGGCCGACAUCAAGGGCACCGGCUCCUGGACCCAGAUGCUGCUCAUCACUGACUAUCACGAGAAUGGCUCGUUGCACGACUACCUGCAGACGGUCGUGCUGGACACACACAGUCUCCUCACCAUGGCUUAUUCCAUCGUGAGCGGUCUGGCGCAUCUACACAUGGAUAUCUUCGGCACUAAAGGCAAGCCGGCCAUCGCGCACCGAGACAUCAAGAGCAAGAACAUCCUGGUAAAGAGGAACGGGCAGUGCGCCAUCGCGGACUUCGGCCUCGCCGUGCGGUACGUGGCCGAACGGAACGAGGUGGACAUCGCGCCCAACACUCGCGUCGGCACGCGCCGGUACAUGGCGCCCGAGGUGCUGGACGAGAAGCUCGACACCACCAACUUCGAGGCGUUCAAGAUGGCGGACAUGUACUCGCUGGGGCUGGUGCUGUGGGAGUUGUGUCGGCGCUGCGCCACCGGGGACAAGGCGCAGCACGUGGACGGGUACGCGCUGCCCUACCACGAGCACGUGCCGCCGGACCCCUCGUUCGACGACAUGCACGCCGUGGUGGUGGGCAAGGGCAUCCGGCCGCCCAUCCCGGCGCGCUGGCUGGCCGGCGAGCCGCUCAGCACGCUGGCGACGCUGAUGGCGGAGUGCUGGCACGCGAACCCGCCGGUGCGGCUGACGGCCGUCCGCGUCAAGAAGACGCUCGCCAAGUUCCGCAGCGACGCGCCACUCAAACUCGUGUGACGGCACAUCGCCUCCCGACAUCAGUUCCUCCGUAUUUAUUUGUUUUAUGGUGAAGCAGUGUAGCCGACGGCCGACACCGGACAUGAGGCGCUAGCGCCACGCCGACGCGCUGACACUGACGCGGACGACAGCACAGCGCGACGCACAUGUUGUGACGCAACAAUGUACUGGUAACUGCUGAAAUCGAAACGAAUGAAUGAAGCUGGGAAACACAGAGUAUAGUAGAUGUAGAAUAGACAUCACAACAUUUUUAAUUUGUUAUUACUGUAUAAAAAAAGUAUACAAGUUACCUUUAGGUUUUCGAGCUUUAUUAUAAAUUUUCGACUUCAGUAAGUGACUUCAGUACAAAAUGUCAGUUUGGCUUGGCUGUGCUGCGUCAGUCCGCCUCAGCUCAGCUCAGUGUCGGCAGAUAAAUCUCAGUAUUGUUAAGUGGUCGGUGGCCCACCAGUGACGUGUAUAUCCCGCUAUAACUUAUGAACUAAAUUACCUGACCAGUCUGGAAUCUCUCCUGCAGCUCAUAAUUUCGGUUAUAGUUUUUUUUUUGUUCUAAAAAUAUGUUUUAUUUUAUUACUGUUGUUUAGAAUUAUAGGGAUGGGUGCGUCUAUUGUCGAUAUUUUUUUGUUACAGUUAUAAUGUAAUAGUGCAAAGGUUUAAGUGCAGGUUGUUUGGAGCGAAUGUUGUUUUGAUAUUGAUUUGAUUGAAAUACCUAAUUCGUUGUGAAUAACAAAAAUGUGUAGUUUGUGAGAAGCAAUAUUUCAUACAAUUUUAUUGUUACAAACGCUUUGAAACAACCUGCACUUAUUCGACUUCUGCGCUGGUGACCGUGUCUCGACAAAAGACGCACCCAACCUCAUUUUAUAAAUAAAAAAUGUGGUCUUCCGUUUGUUGUAAGCAGUCGUUGUGAUCGCGCGAGGCAGCUGAACGGCUCAUGUGAUAUUGUCGACAAUAACCGCCGAACUGAUGCGCGCUGUGUACCUCGCGCCGGGAACGGACAAAACGGUUAAAUUUACAUACAUUAUUAUCAGAUACAGUAGCUUAAUAGGCAAAUCUGAGUAUGAAAUCCGCCAUAUCGGUCCACGUGAGUAUAGCGUUUCCGGAACAACCUGUAUGUUUCGGAUUCAAACACGUAUAAUUAUGUUGACUGGCGAGGUAUCAUCUCUCGUCAGUCGAUACCACCUGGAGCAUGGACUUACCAUCAGGUGCAGUGGGACGCUUUGCAGUUUCUAUAAAAAUAUCUCGUCAAAUUUUUUUUUACAUUGAUUAUAAUUGCUUUAUCUGAUAAUAAUGUUUGAAAUAAUUUCGUUCCCAUUCACCCAACUGAGAAGUAUUCAUCUCGUUUUAUGGAUACUGAUAAUAUUGUUUUGCUAUUCCGAGUGACAUCGUAAUACAAAACAUAGCAUGAGGGAUGGUAUACAGCGGUCAUUAGUGAGGUGUUACGCCUUUACAUUUGUACAAACGAGCGAAUGCGAUACUGUAUCGAAAUAUGUUAAAAUUUGAAGCUUUACUGAAAUUACUAUAACUUUUGUAGUUAUGCCUAAAUAUGUUUUGUGGAUAUCAUGAAGACAUUGUUUUUCUCUUCAGAAUUAGGUAUCGUUAAAAGUAUUUAGGGCGCCUUUUUUAGCGAAUUUUGGAGUAAACUAAUUUGACUGUAACACUUUAAUUCUACCUUUCCUUUCUUUGUAAUACAAAUCUACAUCAAAUAAUUUCCAUUUCUGAUACUUCAUAUUUAAAUUGUUUUAAAACAUGUUUCGAUACGUGUCGUGUUGUCGCUCGAUGAAACGAUCACCGCAGCUUUAGAACGCGUUGUAUUGUGUACACAUUAGACAAGUGUUCGUCGUGGACAGUACUUAAUGUUAAAAAGACUAAUGUCGUGCGAGUAUUAGUGUGGAGUGUGAGGACGUGUGCGAGGCGGCGCGGCGCCGCGUGUGCGCGUGUGCGUGUGUGCGCGUGUGUGCGUGUGUGCGCAUGCGCGGCGUGUGUGCGCGCGCCGCGGCUAGUAUUAACGUCGUUUAGGUUUUUUGUAACGCAACAGACUUUGUGGGUAGUGCACAACUAGAUACAUUUGUUCUACAUUUAUAUACAUCUAGGUUUGUGCCUAGUUUUUUGUAAUAAUUGUAAUUUUGAUAUAAUUGUCGGUCUAAUAACCCAACAAGACAUAAAACCAAAAUAAAUUGUCAAUUCUUAUGGUUACUAAAAAUUAGGGUCCUGUCCCUAUUAACUACGGCCGAUUAGGUUCUUCGAUUAUUACCGAAAUUAACACACUUAUUGCGUAGAUUCAUACGGUAUAUUAAAAUUUAUAUGCAUAAGCCUAUAGGUUCAAUUGCCACAGGGACAAAUGUUUGCGUGAUCGCAAAUAUUUGUUCCCAAGUUUUGUGGGAUUAGGAUUAUGUGUGACUAUUAGGUCAUAACUGUAUUUAUAAGUCAGUAGUGCAGUACCCACGAAGUGAUAGCGUAGCAUUUACAAUGCGCAUGCGCGCCCUGUACAGACCCCUGUAAAUAUAGACGGUAGCUGAUUGCAUAGUAUCUAAUUCAUGUUGAUAGUUAAGAUUACGAAUAAAAUAUUAAUGGACAAAACA
This is a messenger RNA of Manduca sexta (tobacco hornworm), 4240 nucleotides long. It is a transcript of the gene tkv, whose product is annotated as bone morphogenetic protein receptor type-1B. The record is from RefSeq and is a predicted model, not a curated record. Gene Ontology annotation, biological process: dorsal/ventral pattern formation; BMP signaling pathway; cellular response to growth factor stimulus. Gene Ontology annotation, molecular function: transforming growth factor beta receptor activity, type I; SMAD binding; ATP binding. NCBI's taxonomy places the organism in Eukaryota, Metazoa, Arthropoda, Insecta, Lepidoptera, Sphingidae. The transcript is spliced from 3 exons. Gene Ontology annotation, cellular component: plasma membrane; signaling receptor complex. Bases 207 to 1664 code for a protein of 485 amino acids.